AUGAAAGCAUUUGACUUCGCGGUGAAGAUGGAAGGCAAGAGUACUGUUGUGCUCGAGGCUGAGUUAAAAAUAAAAAAUGGUGAAGAGCUGAAGCAAUCCGACCAUGGUGCAGUCGUCGAAUUUCUCAAAUUGAAGGAUGAAGAGGAACAGAAAGACAUCAAAGGACUCUAUCCAAACACCAAGGUUGAAUUUUAUCAAGACGUGAAGCCCCAGUGGCCUUUGAAGGAGGAGCAAGGAGACCAGAAGGAUGGCUUCAAGAGUGACGACAAGUCAACUUUGUCUGCCAGUAGACCAGCAGAAACCAACGUGAUUCCUGGUCUGCCGUUAGCUCCUUCACUGGAAGACGACGACGACUUUGAUGUCAAUGACUUCCCAAUUUAUCCUAUGGAGCCAUUGAGGAAUGAUGAUGGCGCUACGAACAUGGUCCAUGCCAUGGAUGAAGGACAGCUUGUGGAAGACGACCGGCGAAUGCGAGUGGACCAACCCACUGGCACCUUGGAAGACGUCGGUCGUCCCUUCAAGGGCGAGAUGCAUCAGACCACUGCCGUUAAGAAAGAGUUACGGGACGACCUGUCUCUCCUGGAUCUUCGACCUGUGAAGCGACAGCGUCUGGAAUUCGAUGGAGUUUUAUUACCAUCCCCGGCUGAAGUUCGUCAACGGUGGGCGUCUGAGGAGGUGAAGCCAGCCCAAGCAAACCCCUCACAUGAGAUUGAGGAAAUGAAUAAGAAUGUUGAAUCAUGGCGUAACCCCAAAAUGAAAAAGCAAGAAAACUUCGAGAUGGACCCUGGAGUUACCAGCAGACGUCUUCUAGCUGCUGGGAUCAACGAACUUCUUGAUUUACGCCUUGAGGACGACCUCAAAGACAUCUUGGUUUCCCGCAAAUUCAUGUCCCAAAGGUUCGGUGGCAGCGCACAAAACUCCAUGCCAUCAAUAGCACAAGCGAACUUUGAAAAACACGGGUUCAAACAUUUCCUCUACUGCAACCCUAGUGUUCAACCAAUGGCGCCUCAGAUAGAAGGCGCUUCUGGCUUGUUUUUUGACCCAGAUCAAAUAGAGGGUUUCACAGGGGGGGGUGUAACAUACAAGCUUUUCACCAGGUUGCGGACGACUCCUAGAGCGGAGUGGAUGUAUUUAGGAGACUAUGAGACGAUUGAGGCUCAGCCACUGUCCAAGGCAGAAUGGAAUGAACAGGAGGGGAAGGUUAAAAGAAAGUGGGCGAACAUGAUAUCAACGGAUGGCUGGGGAUCUCCUGUUCGUAAACGAAUUUCUGCACGAAAGAAGUAUAAAUGUCGCAAUCCCACACAAGAACAACUUAAAAACAUCUCAGACAAGCCGGGGGGGGUGACUGCUGAUGAGAUACAUAGAGCAUUUGAUUGUGGUGACGAGUUUCUACGUGCUUGGGUACUGAAAUGUGUAGGGUUUGAUAAGUCCCUCCAGCGCCAGGUAAAGGAGGAGCUCAAAACGUGGAAGCCCUAG
Messenger RNA from Laccaria bicolor S238N-H82, 1476 nucleotides. RefSeq lists its product as uncharacterized. The record is from RefSeq and is a predicted model, not a curated record. The transcript is spliced from 9 exons. NCBI's taxonomy places the organism in Eukaryota, Fungi, Basidiomycota, Agaricomycetes, Agaricales, Hydnangiaceae. Bases 1 to 1476 code for a protein of 491 amino acids.